UCGAUGAACGAUAGACCAACCGCGGCACGUGUUGACUUUUUAUUUAUUUUUUAAUUUAACUAAAAACAUGGCCAAAAAGAAGGACAAACUGGUCAAGAAACCGGGCAAGAAGGAGCAGCAGCCGGCGGCAUCCACAUCCUCCUCCCAGGCUCCUCCUAGCAACCAGGAGGAGAGCGGAAUCUGGCGGGAUGCCCGGUUCCAGCAUCUCCUGGCCGAUCCCCGUUUCCGCGGUGUUCCCAAGGUGCAGCGCAAGGUGAAGAUCGACAAGCGCUUCCAGGGCAUGUUCACCGAGGACAAGUUCAAGGUCAAGUACACGGUGGACAAGUACGGCCGCCCGGUGAACAAGAGCAAUGCCGAGGAUCUGCGCAAGUUCUACGAGCUGGACGAGAAUGAGAGUGAUAGCGAGGAGGAGGAGGAGAAAAAGGAGGAGGAGGAGGAGCAGCUGGAGGAGCAGGAGGAGCGGCGUGCCGAGGAGCUGGCCAUUGCCAACCUGAAAGGAGAGGAGGAGGAGGAGGAGCAGGAGGAGGUUCCCCAGAGCCUCAGGGAGCGUCUAACGAAUCCCGAUAUAGACUAUGCCCGCGGCGAGGGCCGCCUGUUCACGGAUUCCUCCUCCUCCGAGGAGGACAGCGAGGAGGAGGAGGAUGGAGGCCCCGAACUGCAAAUAGAUCAUGUGUGGGGCGAGUUGGACAACGAUGCCGAGCACACGGAGGAGAGCACGCGCCGUUUGGCCGUCUGCAACAUGGAUUGGGAUCGCAUACGCGCCGAGGAUCUGAUGGUCAUGCUGAGCUCAUUUCUACCGCCCGGCGGCAGCAUUCUCAGCGUGAAGAUCUAUCCCUCGGAGUUCGGCAAGGCGCGCAUGGCCGAGGAGGAGGUCCACGGGCCCAAGGAGCUGGUGGAGCACAAGCAGGACGACUCCGAGGAGGAGGAGGAGAAGGAUCUGGUCCAGCAGAACGAUAGCGAUGCGGAGGAGGGCGAGGACUAUCACAUGGAGAAGCUGCGCCAGUACCAGCUGAACCGUUUGCGCUACUACUACGCCGUGGUCGAGUGCAACAGCGUGGCCACGGCGGACAAGGUGUACCAGGAGUGCGAUGGCAUCGAGUACGAGAGCUCCGCCACGCGCGUGGACCUGCGCUUCAUACCAGACGACACUUCGUUUGAGGAGGAUACGCCCUCGGAUGAAUGCCAUGAGCUGCCCGAUGCCAGCAGCUAUAAACCGCGACAAUUUACCACCACGGCACUGCAGCAGGCCAAGGUGGAUCUCACCUGGGACGAGACGGCGCUGGAUAGGCGUGAGCUGGGCGACAAGCUGUCCAGCGGGCAGGUGGACAAGCUAACCGACAAGGAGCUGCGACAGAUAGUAAACUACAGCAGUGAGGAGGAGGAUUCCCAGGAGGAGGAGGCUUCCGGGGAGGAGGAGCAGCCUUCCGAGAAGCAGGAGGAGCAGCCAAAGCCAAAAAACAAGAAGCUCUCCAAGCAGGACCGCAUUGCCGCCUACAAGAACCUGCUGGCCGACAUUGUGCAGCAGGAGAAGCAGGAGAAGGAGCAAAAGUACGAGAUGGAAAUGUCCUGGAACGUGGAGUCAAACGAACAGGAGGCGCAAGAGGUCAAGCAGCCAGUCCAAGCUGAUCUAACGCCCAUUGAGAAGGUGCUGCAGAAGCGCAGCGAGAAGAACAAGCAGCGCAAGGAGCAGCGUCGCCAGCGGCAGUUGGAGGCCAAAGGGGGAGCAGAUUCCGGUGAUGAUAGCGAUGCCUCCUUAGUGCCAGAUGGCAUCGAUCUGAACGACGCCUACUUUGCGGAGGAGUUUGCCAAUGGUGACUAUGCGCCGCCAAAGACCAAGCAGGAUAAAAAGAAACAGAAGAAGAAGCGAGGAAAGGCUGGCGAUGGAGAGGAGGACGCCGAGGCUAAGCAGCAGGAGAAGGAGCUGGAACUCCUGCUGGACGACGCAGAUGGACGGGACGAGAAGCAGCACUUUAGCCUGAACAAAAUCCUCAAGAAGGAGCAGGAGGCGGGCGGCUCGAAGCGAAAGCGCCGCCAGCAGUUAAAGAAAUCCAAGAACAAGGAGGGUCAGCAGCCAGAGAAGCCCGACGACGACUUCCAGGUGGACCUGGACGAUACGCGCUUCAAGGCCGUCUACAAGUCGCACGAAUUCAACAUCGAUCCCACCCACUCGCACUACAAGGCCACCAAGGGCAUGCAGCAGAUCAUCGGCGAGAAGCUGAAGCGACGCAAGGAUGAAGUGGACAAUGCAGAUGCGAAUGGGCAGGCGGAGGAGCCGGUGGCCCCCAAGCGGAGCAAGCAGCAGCUGGAGCAGAACGCCCUGGUCAAGAGCCUGAAGCGAAAGAUUCAGCAAAGGGAACAGAAGCUGUAGGGGAUUUAAUUUACUAUGGGUAGUAAGCCAUUAAAGAAUAAGUUGAUGAAAGUA
Messenger RNA from Drosophila takahashii, 2422 nucleotides. RefSeq lists its product as uncharacterized. NCBI's taxonomy places the organism in Eukaryota, Metazoa, Arthropoda, Insecta, Diptera, Drosophilidae. The record is from RefSeq and is a predicted model, not a curated record. Gene Ontology annotation, biological process: rRNA processing. Gene Ontology annotation, cellular component: nucleus. Gene Ontology annotation, molecular function: RNA binding.